Venturia canescens is the source of this 931-nucleotide messenger RNA. RefSeq names its product coiled-coil domain-containing protein 134-like. The transcript is spliced from 4 exons. NCBI's taxonomy places the organism in Eukaryota, Metazoa, Arthropoda, Insecta, Hymenoptera, Ichneumonidae. The record is from RefSeq and is a predicted model, not a curated record. The coding region runs from base 169 to 897 and encodes 242 amino acids.
CUUCGGUUUGAGUAAAUCCUUCGUCAUUUUGACAGCGAGUUUCUAUACUUUUCGACAACUAUGUGGCCAGAUGGCGCAAUUUUCAAAAUGGCUGAAAAUAGUGAGACGCAUGUAGUUCGUUUGGAAUAAAAGUGUCUACGUUUUCCAUUCCAUUCAAAUUCCAUUCAAAUGAUAAUGUUCACACAAUUGUUUACUUUAUUCGCUCUCGUGUCAACCAUAACACGUGUUGCGUCUGCGCAAGAACCGGUGCGGCAAAUGAUGUCAGAACAGUCCGAACGGUCCGAACCAAUCGCUAGUCAAAUGAACGAUGACGAAUCAAUCAAGAGUGGCGGGAUUAACGAACAAAUAUUCAAACAAUAUUUUGUAAAACGACGAAAAGAACAUUUGGACGUCGUAAAAAAUCUGAGGAGAAUGGAAAAUUAUGAACAACGAUACAAAAUGGUAUCGAUGCUUGCUGAAAAUUCUCUGUCUAUCAUCGGGCUCAAUCAAGAGAUUAUUGAGGGUGUAAAUAUCUCAUUUGGAAACGGGGAAGAAUUUAAAAAUUCAACCGUCAGACUAGCCUUAACAACAAUUUUGGAGACUUGUGCUCUCUUCGGUGACGUCAUUUUACAGUUACCUGAUAUCACACGAAGAGUGUUGAAGGAUCAAAAAAAUUGGAAUGCCACACUCCGAUGGGGCCUGAACUUUGUCAACGAAACGCGACAUCUUGUCGAUGAUCCGACCGUCGCAAUGUUUGAUUUGGUUCGUCAAGAGUUAAAAAUAGUGCCUCGACAUCCAAAUUACACGAACAAAUUUUGGCCGAAAAAUAUUGCGAAUCCGACGAACGAUAAAACCAAAAAAAAGGAUAAAAAAUCGAAGAAAAAUAGAGGCCCACGGAUGGUCAACAUUGAAUUGUAAUUUUUUUCAUUCAAAUAAACUUUAUCAAGACCAA